This is a messenger RNA of Talpa occidentalis (Iberian mole), 7452 nucleotides long. It is a transcript of the gene STXBP4, whose product is annotated as syntaxin binding protein 4. The coding region runs from base 519 to 2189 and encodes 556 amino acids. Lineage: Eukaryota; Metazoa; Chordata; Mammalia; Eulipotyphla; Talpidae. Gene Ontology annotation, cellular component: cytoplasmic vesicle. The transcript is spliced from 18 exons. Gene Ontology annotation, molecular function: syntaxin binding. The record is from RefSeq and is a predicted model, not a curated record. Gene Ontology annotation, biological process: regulation of insulin secretion involved in cellular response to glucose stimulus; insulin receptor signaling pathway.
CCUCGCGGACACGCAGAACUUCUGCAUUUUCUCCGUCCCUGACAGUUGUCUUUCACUGCUGUGUGAUGCCCCUUACCUGCUCUGCGAGCAUCCCUGCCCUGGCGCGGGAGAAACAUGGUCAAACUCAAGUUUGUUUAGAAGGGACCAGGAUCUGGGGAUCUUUCAAGGAAGAAGUGGAGGAGAUGGGGAGGGGGGGGCAUUCAAGUUGGAAAAGAAAGGCGUGGAGCAUGUAAUAGUUUUCUUUACUUGGCCCACUGACGAAGGAGGACCAGAGGACCCAGCUAGCUUAGUCGAUUUCGCCGCGUUGGAAGGAAGCAUCUUACUAGAAUGGAGGAAAUAGUGGUUAAGAACUCGGAUUCUGAGGAAAAUAUUUAAGAAGGUGGUGGAGUAAUAUGAAUCAGAGUAAUAUAGUAUCUGCAGGAAGUUCUACAAGAUAGAUGGAAAAGAAGAAUUUCUAGACUGACCAUCAAGAUCUUCAAUUAUACAGCUGUUCAAGACAAGGCUGCUUUGGUGAAACCAUGAAUAAAAAUGCAGCUGCUGUGGUAUCAUCUGAUCUGCUUAAAAAGGAUCCUGCAUUUCAGAUGAUUACAGUUACUAAGGAAGCAGGCCUUGGUCUGAAGAUUCUAGGAGGAAUUAACAGGAAUGAAGGUCCCCUGGUAUAUAUUCAAGAAAUUAUUCCUGGAGGAGACUGUUACAAGGAUGGACGAUUGAAGCCAGGAGAUCAGCUUGUCUCAAUAAACAAGGAAUCUAUGAUUGGUGUAUCAUUUGAAGAAGCAAAAAGCAUAAUUACCAGAGCCAAAUUGAGAUCAGAAUCUGCUUGGGAGAUAGCAUUCAUAAGACAAAAAUCAGACAGCAGUCAUCCAGAGAACCCGUCCUGUACAUCCCUUUUGCAAGAUUCAGAAGAAUAUGGUCCUCAAGGUUCAGCAUUUAGUCUUAUAACUUCCUCCCCUGAAAUACUAAUUCCAAAGACCUCAUCUACUCCCAAAACUACAGAUGCUGUUUUACCUUCUUUUAAGAUAAAUCAGAUAAAAGCUGGAUAUGAAAAAACAGAGCAGACUCCAAUUACUUCUUUGGACAACAACCCUACAAAUAUAUCUAAUACCGAUACUGCCCCUGCCUGCACUGAUAAUUAUGGACCCCAAGGAAAGAAGAUUUCCCUAAGUCCCUCUGUGCGCCUUAAGGCAGAGAAGCUAGAAAUGGCUCUAAAUUAUCUUGGUAUUCAGCCCACAAAGGAACAACACCAAGCUCUGAGACAGCAAGUACAAGUGGACCCAAAGGGGACAGUGUCUUUUGGAGAUUUUGUCCAGGUUGCCAGGAACUUGUUUUGCUUACAGUUGGAUGAAGUAAAUGUUGGCGCACAUGAAAUUUCCAACCUUUUAGAUUCGCAGCUCCUUCACUGUGAUUCUUUAGAAGCAGAUGAAAUGGAAAGACUUAAGCGUGAAAGAAAUGAUGCACUGGAAGAAGUGAAUAGACUUAAGGAAAAAUUGUUUGAAUCAGAAAGGCAAAGGAAACAAUUAACAGAAGAACUCCAGAUUGUGAAACAAGAAACCAAAGCUGUAGUUGAAGAAACAAGAGCCCUGCGAAGCCGAAUUCAUCUCGCAGAAGCUGCACAGAGACAGGCCCACGGGAUGGAAAUGGACUAUGAAGAAGUGAUCCGUCUGUUAGAGGCCGAGAUUACAGAGCUAAAGGCUCAGCUUGCUGAUUAUUCUGACCAAAAUAAAGAAGGUGUUCAAGAGUUAAGAAAGAGAAUCACAGUUCUCGACUGCCAAUUGCGAAAAUCAGAAAUGGCUCGAAAAACUUUUGAGGCUUCCACGGAAAAGCUGCUUCAUUUUGUAGAGGCUAUUCAAGUAUUUUCUGAUAGUUCUGCUCCUUUAUCAAAUUUAAGUGAAAGAAGAUCUGUGUUAGCUUCUCAGACUUCACUCACACCCCUGGGAAGGAAUGGACGUAACAUUCCAGCGAUGCUGGCACUGGAAUCUAAAGAACUUGUGAAAUCUGUUCGUGCAAUGCUUGAUAUGGAUUGUCUACCUUACGGGUGGGAGGAAGCUUACACAGCAGAUGGAAUCAAGUACUUCAUCAACCACGUGACACAGACCACGUCGUGGAUCCAUCCCGUGAUGAACACCCUGAACCUGUCCUGCUCAGAAGAAAAUGAAGAGGAUUGCUUCAGAGAACCUGACCAGAAGAGUUAGUGGUUCCCUGUAGGAAGCUGAGCUCUGUGGCCAUCUGGCAUCUCGGCCCACAUGGACAACUCUUGAGCAGUUCAAAAUAGGAGUAAGACACACGCUACUUACUAUAGUUGAGAAAUGGACACUCUGGAUUUAGGCUAUUUUUGUAAAACUUUGUGGUAUAACUGUAUGCAUUUAUAGUAUCAAUUGCCACUAUAGUAGUUCUUUAAGAAUAUCAUAUUUUUGUAGUCAUAGAUAAUUAAAUUUUAUAAUUAUGUACACUGUUCAUGUAUACUUAGCUCUUUGUAAUUUUAUAUAUAGUUAACUGCAUACAUUUGUAGUAUCAGUUGCCACUAUAAUAGUUCUUUAAGAAUGUAUUUUUGAAGUCAUAUUAAUUAGAUUUUAUAAUAUGUUUGCUGUUCAUUUAUAUUUAGCUCUUUGUAAUUUUAUAUGUAGUGAAGGAAUAUCAGAUACAAUGGUUUUUAUAUUCAGACAUUGGGAUUUCUGAGAACAUAGUGAAACACUUCAUUUAUUUGAUAAUUCACUAACCUCAUAUAUUCAAAUCUUAGGAGAGUGAUUGGGACAACGCUCUUUGGUGUUUCUUCAGGAUCACAUAUAGCCAGUUAUUUCACAGGCUCUUGAAUACAGCGUACAUCUUUAUGGAGCUUUCCAAUUUACAAAAUGUUUUCAGACCUGUUUUAUGUUAGCCAUACCUCAGCCUAUGAGACAGAUUUCGUGAGUAUUUUUAUUACAGUUAGGAAAAUCACAGUUCAGAGAAAGAAUGCACCUUGUCCAGCAACUGAGGCUCACACCUAAGUCUUCUGAUUCCAUGUCCAGUCCCCUUGCCACCCCCAGGCCCCUGCAGUAGGAGGUCACAGCCCUUCACACAGGGCUCCAUGGUUCUGUUGAUGCAGCUGAGUUCCACAGCUGUGCGCGCCAGCGGCCGCACACUCAGAAAGUGCCUCUGCAGUCAGGCGUGGCCUACACAUAACCCCACUGUUCUCUUCUGAACCCUCUCCCAUCUCCACCCCCAAACACUCAUCAAGUAGGAACACAGCCUUGGAGGGAUGGUUUUUCUGCAGCACAAUCUAAAAUCAAGUGACUGGCUGACGUCAGAAUUUACUCUGCUUUGGUUGCCCUUGCCAGGGGGAGCGUUUGAGGAGGCUUGAUGAGAAGAGGAUACAUGGAAUGUCCUCUGCCAUCAAAGAGACAUCCAGGGAUUCUUCAACACUGACCAUGUUAUUGCCAAUAUCACCUGCAAGCUAAUUUUCUUUUGAUUUGGCUUUGUUGUACUGUGAGGAUCCUGCUAGAUAGUUUUUGGGAGGAAUGAGCCAUUGACCUGGAGGUGCUAAAGAUUUUCUCUCAGUUUAAUUUUUUAAUUUUAAUUUUUUUUUUAGAUUUAUUUUUGCAUAGAACUUUGGAGUGUAGGCCAGAGUUGCAGGGAGGUGAGAGGAUCCACCAGAGACAGAGCGGGGAACACAACAGGCAGAGCUACUGAAAUACUGCUGAGGGGAGCAGCGGGCGAGACAGGAGAAGUCUACCGCGCCAUGUGGGUUUCUCCCUAGAGGGGGAUUGAACUCAGCGCUUAGCUGUGAUAGUGCUGAGACUUAACCCUAAGCCACCAGGGAGACCCCAAUUUUCCUUUAGUUUAAUGCCUUUAAGCUGAGGCUGGGAAAUGGGGAGUUGAGAGGCGGAAAGUUAUUUUCAAUGUCUUGGGCAGUGAGAACCAACUUAAUAAUAAAAAAGGAGCUUAUUAUCACCCAAUGUUUUGUUAGGUAACUUACUUAGGAAGAAAGCAAGAAUCACUAGUUAAUCAGAAUACUGGGCUCCCAAACCGUGCCUGUCUGAUACCACUGAGAGGUCACCACGUGUUCUCUGCCCCCCUCAUCCUCCACUCCCCUCACCCUCUGCUCUCCUUCUUUACCAGGGAGAUAAAAGUUGGAAACAGGAACUCAGAACUUUGAAAUUCUGGAAGGAACCUUGAAAAUCACCUGAUUCCAUGAAUUCUUAUGCCAACUUCUGAUACAUGUGGCACAUUUUUUUUUUUUUUUUUUUUUUUUUUUUUGGUCAGUGCUGCUGUUUUGCUUGAAAUAGGAUGAAAACCUGAAGCUCAAUUAAGGCAGCUCCCAGCACCGCUGUGCACAACUAGAGCUCCUUAGAGUAUAGUGUAAGCAGCAUCCAUUCUAAUUUUUAUAGAUGAGUAAACUGAGAACCUAAGAGUUUCCAUGGCAAGUUAGUAGCUAGAUUAAGAUUAGACCUAGUUCCUGAGUCUCAUCUAGUUCAUCUACUGAAUCUCAUAAGUUAUAUAUAAUCUCAAUGAAUAUUAUAAAUACAUGUAUUUAUAAUACAUGUAUGUGUUUUAGAAUGGCUUGAGACUUGCAUUUCACCUGACAGCCAUUUGACUAUGAGGAAGCUUCAGGGAGACAAGUUUUGAGAGAAACCCUUGAGGGAGCUCUUACCUUGUGUCCCCCAGAGGUGAGUGAGAUUCUCAAACACCUGAAGUUACUUUUGUAAGUUAGUACCUAUGAUUGUGAAAGUACAGACUUUUUGUUGUUGCCAAAUUAGUGGUAUGAAAUUUCCCUCCCCCCACGGAAGUGUCUUUCUAAUUUGUUUCCAGUGAGGAAAACACAAAGAGUUGCUAGAGUGACUUGAGAGCAAGGUCCUCAGGCAUGCAACUCACCGACAGCCACCGAGCUUGUUAACUUUGCUGUUUUGUGCCAUUUUCUCCCUGCUUCUGUCAAAUACCUAAUGGAAAAGACCUGUAACUAUUGUAAGGAUAUUACUUGUUGAGCAUCUGUGUAUUGUGAUGGGCAGUUUGCAAAUAUUAAUUCAUUAGCUUUUAAAACCCCCCAGUGAGGUAGAAACAAUAGGUUUCUCCAUUUGGAAAGAAGGCACUUAGGCUGAAAGCCAGCAGCUCAUCUUUCCGGAAGGGUUAGAGCACCUGCAUGUAGAAGCUGGUCUCCCAGAGCCCGUUCUCCCAAACCAUGGUGCAGAACUGCUUAAUGUGUGUGUGUGAUGCUAAGGCCAGAGCUGGGGACUGGGGUCAGCUUUAUGAAGAGCAGAUUUCUGUUCAGUGAAGUAAGGAAUCUUUCUUGUGUUUGGAGCUAAUGAUGAAAGAAUUCCCUGGGAGAAAGUGGAAGCACUGUCAUAGAAGGUGGCCAGUCAACUGGAACUCCUUGUCAUGGAGCUUGAGGGUCUGAACUGGCUGGGUGACUGGAGCACUGUCCCUUCUGUUAUGCUCUCAGGACCUCUCAGCCAAGUGUCCUAAGAGAGGGUCAAAGAUGUUCCAAAAAAAGCAUGGUGGGGACUCCUUAAGAAUCUUUUUCUAACACAAGGGAAACCCCCAGAUUACAUUUUGGUGAGUUGACAUUUAUGUAACUAACUUUCUUUAAUAGAAGUCAACCCUGUUGACAUGGUCAAUGCAAACUCUUCUCCUGACUCACUCAUAUUUUAGGGUUAGAAAAAUUGCAAUGUUCGUAUGUCCUUCUCACUUAACUUCUCACUUAACUCACUUAACUUCAUCCUUACUUAUCCAUUCCCAAAACACUUAUUGCACCCCAAUAGGGUUCCGAGCACAGUACCCAGUGCUCCCCAUGGGGGGUAGGGCAACAGCUAGCCAUUUCCUGGGUUCUGCUGUUGGCUUUAAAAAAAAUAAAAAUAAAAUGCUUCUCAGUUAACCAGAAUUAAACAGCUUCUCUUUAAUUUUAAAAAUAAUCUAUUUCCCCUUAGAAAUCAAGUCAUAGAGAAUUUAAUAAAGUAAAAAAAAAAAAAUCUCAUUUUCCAGCGGUAGCCAUCAUUAAUAGUUUGGUGUCUUUAUUCAAAGGAGAUCAUAACUGUUAGUAGUUUCCUUUUGACUUAAUGUAUUGUAGUCAUUAUUUCAUGUCAAUACAUAGAUUAAUGUUAUAUUGCAAAUGUCUGCAUAAACUAUCACUUCCCAGCUCACCAUAACAUCUGUACCCAGCAGUCUGUUGACAGAACACUUCGACUGUUUUAAGUUUUCUUGUUAUUAACAUCGUCACCAUGAACAUUCUUAGAUUCAUUAUACUGCUAUUCCUCCUGUGUAUUUUUGUGCCAUUAUGUCUGUAGUAGGAAUACAUUCAUAAAAGUCAGAUACUACCUCAAAGUUAGGUGGUGGUGGUUGUUUUGUUUUUUUUUUUUUUUAAUUCUGGUAAAUAUAAUUUCUCCACAAAAUAGGACCAAUUUAUGCUACCACAAUAGUACAUGAGAGCUUUUAUUUUCUCUCUCUUAUAGGACUUACUUAAAAUCCAAACAUGGCUAGUAACUGUUCUGAUUGUUUUGUCCUUGGGAGAAUAGCCUUCUUUCUAUGUAUAAGGACCAGAAUUUCGUCAUCAUUAGGUUUUAUUUGUCCCUUAGCAUCUGAGACUAACUAGAUGUAUAUAGGGGAGCUAGGAAUGACAUAACUCACCAUAUGUCGAACACACUAUUACUCUCAUCUUUUUACUUGAAAAUAUUCACUUUACUGCUUUACAUAUAAUGGUGAUGAGGACCAACUUUUAAAUGAGCUAUCUUGGGUGACAGUCCCUGGUUAAAGUACAAAGCACAAUACAGGCACCCCUAUAAAUUCUUUGAGCCUCUGUUUCCCCAUCUGUGUAAUGAGGAUCAUAAUUUCCUGUCUCUUCCUGAACCAAUUCAACACAGCAGACAUUUCCUGAGCACCUGCUAAAUAGCAAACAAGACUUAAGGUCUUAAAGUUGCCACACUGAAUAGCACUGAUUCCCAAUCAAGAAGCUCAUAAUCCCAAACCUUUCCCUUUAUUUUCAUUUCCUCAGAAAUUUUAUUUUUCCUUAAAGGAAUUUAGGAGGUUGUUUAGCAAGAACCCUGAGUAGAGGUCUUUUAUCACUCUCUUAAAUUUGAAUAAUUCCAAAAUAAUAACAACACCCCUCGACUAGAAAGAAAAGGAACAUACUGCAUGAAGGGCCUCUCCAAUAAUAAAUGCUAACCAGCUGUAAAAAUACAGAGUCAAAUGAUACUUUCAUAAAGUGCUUGAAAAAUUAGAAAAUAUUAUCCUUUUCCUAGGGGGAAAUGAGACAUUUUUAUUUUCUCUGCUAGGUGAAAUGCAACUUUCUUAGGGGUCAACAAACUUGAAUUUUACAAGCUAUAGGACAGAACGAACUGGACUAACAUUGAAACAACUCGCAUACUCUAUUGCAUAUAACUUUUGAUAAGAUGGACAGAACUCUAAAAAGAAUAUGCUUAUGGAGUAACUUUAGAAAUAAAAUGCCCGAUAUGUUUUAUCUGCAACUAUCCACAUGUAAUAUUGUGCCUG